Cloeon dipterum is the source of this 2360-nucleotide messenger RNA. RefSeq names its product bromodomain-containing protein 4. Gene Ontology annotation, biological process: RNA processing. The record is from RefSeq and is a predicted model, not a curated record. Gene Ontology annotation, cellular component: nucleoplasm. The coding region runs from base 167 to 2290 and encodes 707 amino acids. The transcript is spliced from 12 exons. NCBI's taxonomy places the organism in Eukaryota, Metazoa, Arthropoda, Insecta, Ephemeroptera, Baetidae. Gene Ontology annotation, molecular function: RNA binding.
AAACUCUGCCCACAUUGCCAACCUUAACCAUUUUGGAGCUAAAGCCGGAGGCCCGAGGCCCGUUUGUUGAUAAAUGUAACAAGAUCACAAUAAUAGCGGAGGUUUCAAGAUUUAAUCCAAAUAGCCUCUGCAAAAUAGGAAAAAAGGAAAAAGAAGGAAUCUUAAAAUGAAUAAAAACAACAAACAAAGUCAACGGAAAGGGUCAGAUCCCUUUUCUCAAAGGACGACUAGAAAUGAACGAUUUGCUCAGAUGUCGAAACAGGAAGAAUUGAUCGAACAGAAGAAGAAAGAGUUGUUAGCAAAAAGUGCAAGCCAGAAGCCGCAGACGGCAACAACAACUACUACUGCGCCACUUAAUGCCGCACCUACGCUAGCAACAGCAACAACACUGCCAAAACCCGCUCCCGCUCUCCGAGCUGGCUCACUUGGAAAGAGACCUAACUGGUGGAAAAGCAGAAACAAUGCAAGCUCUUCUUCUGCGAAUACAUCAGAGACUACCACCAUUCCAUCAUCAACAGCAGCAACAAAAUCGAGCAGUGACAACAUUAUGUUUAAAAACGACGGCAGUUUUCUGGACAAGUUUAAACAAAUUUCUGACGUGUUACCAAAAGAGGAGCCUAUAGACCACGUGGUCUACAGCAACACUUCGCCAUACCAAGGACAAAGUUACAAUGACAGAGGAUUUUCUCAAGGACAAUCAGGUGGCUCUCACUACGUCUCGAACGUACCUUCAAACAGGCCAGCGUCGCCAUACUCGCCAUCGAGGAUGUCCCCAGACAGCAGCCCGGUGCACAGACCCCAGUACUCUGCACCGCCGCCACCCACCCCGGCGCUGCUGCAGAUUCCUCCACCAAACAUGCUGCAGCAAAAUCCGCCUCCGUUUCCAUCUCUGCCGAUGGUCUCUAUGGGGGUGCCGCCCCCGCAGGUGAUGGUGAGCACCUCGGUGCCACCCCCGCCCGUCAACAUCCAGCAGCCGCCUCCGCUGAUGAGUUUUCCGCCACCACAGCCGCCGCCAGUGAUGAGCCAACCUCCGCCUCCAAUCAUGAGCAUUCCGCCUCCAAACCUCAACACGCCGCCCCCAACGCUAAACCCGCAGUACCCGCCGCCGCUGAUGGCCCAGCACAGCCAGCAAAUGACGGUGACCACCGUGACCGUGUCCGUGUCCUCGGGGAUCCCCAUGAUGGCGCAGCAGCCGAUGGUCACCUUCGCGGAAGCCGUGCCAGAAAAUAUUGGACAACAAGUUUCUCCCGCAGGAGACGUGACAGCUCUUUUGACCCCAGCAAGUAGGCAACUGGCCGAAAUGGUGGCCGAAGGUGGUGACGAAAUCGAAGAUAUGGCUCGCGAGCGCAACCGAGACGACCCUACCAUGUGGUUCUUGUACCAGCCAGACGGGGACGCCUACAGGCAGUACAGGGAUUUGGUCAACAAUUUGCGAGCUGCGAAAGCGAUCAAAGUGGAGCAGAAGGCUCACAUUAAAAUGGAGCCGGAAUCGAAACAGUCGAGAAAGCGAAAAUCACGGUGGGCCCCAGAGGACGAAAAGGUCAACAUUGCAGCGCCUGGCGUACUGCCUUCUAUUGGCAAAAUCCCUCUGGGUCGCGGCCCUGCACCUAUGCUUUCAAAGGUCACACGGACGGACACAAAGCUGCUGGCCUAUGCCAAGAGCGCUUACGGCACGGUACACCUGAGUGAGGAAGACUGGAAAAAGUGCGAGGACCACUACAAGGUGCAUUUACUUUACAAUGACAUGAUGCGGAAAAAGGAGCAGCUGGCAAGGCUGGAAAGGGCCGGCAAGCACAAGUACGAGUACGACAGUGAUGAGGAUGUGGAGGGCGGCACAUGGGAGCACAAGCUGCGCUCGGCUGAGAUGGAGGCGACCAACAAGUGGGCUGACGAGCUGACCAAGCAGGCCGAGGGCAAGCACCACAUAGGAGACUUCCUGCCGCCUGCUGAACUGGAAAAGUUCAUGGAGAAGUACUCAGCUGCCAAAGAGGGUCGUGAGUUGGACGUCUCAGACUACAAGGAGUUCAAGCUGAAGGAGGACAACAUCGGCUUCAAAAUGCUGCAGAAGCUUGGUUGGUCCGAGGGGCAAGGCUUGGGCUCAGACGGACAGGGAAUCGUCGACCCGGUGAACAAGGGAAAUGUGCGGUCUGAAAACCAUGGCCUUGGAGUUAAACGACCUGACAACAUAUGCUCGGAAGAUGACGAGUAUGAUGCUUAUAGAAAGCGCAUGAUGCUGGCCUACAGAUUUCGGCCUAAUCCUUUGAAUAACCCCCGACGCAAUUAUUAUUGAGGCUUUUACUGAUAAUUUUAAUCGUGACGUUGCAUGAAAAUUAUAAAAUUUUUAAGUGUCUCUUACCUUA